GGUCAUAGGUGACGAUCUCUUCUCCGUCCUCGUCCUCUGUGGCUUUAUUACUGAUCAGCACAAAGUCUCUCUGCUGGCAGCUCGCACAGCCCACAAAGUUCAUCAGUGUUAUUAGAAAUGGCACCGACUCCAAAGAAGCCUGUCAAGAAUUUUAAAGGAACCUAUUGUAUGCUGUGUCGCAAGUUUUACGCGACAAAUGAUGUUCAACAGCAUAUGCACAGCAUGUUGCAUCACAGGGAGCUUGAAACGGUGCUUGGCACAAAUUCACGUCAUGACUGCUACGCCUGUCAGACAUCUUGCGUUGGUUUAAAUGAGUAUGCCUACCACAUCACGACUGCUCUGCACAAAGCCCAGUUUAAGGUCUUCCUGUCUAAAAACAUAAUGAUGCCUUCUCUGGAAAAGACCCUGCAUGCAGAUGCUAUUGCCAUAAUCAUGGAACGAAACAAGGCACUCAAGCGAAAGGAAAAGAAAGCCAAGAACAAACAAAGGAAGAAAUUAAAGCAGUUAGCUGCUCAAAAAAGUGUAAUGCUAAAGGAACCCACCAAAAAAACCACGGUGCCACCUGAAAACAAUCUACAAAAAUCCAAGCAGGCGGACGUAAGAAACAUCAAACAGCAAGGUGCUGUGCGCAAUCAGAGCGGCACGAUGGGUUGUUUGUCAGUUAAACCUAAAGGCAAAAUGCAGCAGCUCCUUCGGCAACAGGAGCAGUUGAGCAGAUCGGCACACCGUCUGCAGCAGGAUGCAAAAGUCAGUGCCAAAGGUGUCAAGUCCAAAAAAGAGAGUGGUGCUGAAAAAGCAAAAAAUGUUACUUGGCCUCCUGCGGAUUGUCAUUACUAUCAUGAGGCUCAGUACAGUAGUGAAAAAGAUGACGAGUUCAUCAGCGACCACCUCCCUCUGGCUGGAGCAAUCAUUUUUGAGGACAGUUACGGGACACAUAAGGAAUCCUGUCAGACAAAACCUGAGCAAAGUUCAGAGUGUCCCACUAUACCAGCUUCUCCGCCGCAGAGCGUAAACAGAUCCAGCAGCUCAACUCCUGCACGUGAUGUGGACAUCAGUGCAAUGCUGAGGCAAAUCAGAAGGGCUCUGGGUGUUAGAGAACCGUGCAGAGCAGACCGGCAAGCCCGGCUGCAAAGCAGCAAGGCGGGCGUCCAGGUAUCCGGAACAGAGAGCGCACGCCCUGAAGGUGCAUCAGAAGGGAACAGUGCAGUCAAAGCUCCACUACAAAAAACCUCCAACGCAGCUGCGGACCAGUCCGCUACGACCUUAUCAGUGCAAGCUCAACAGUCCAAUACCGUCAGCAGCCUGGCUUCAACCAGUCAGUGCAAGAGCAAGACCACAUCCACCAAGCCAAAGGUGGACAUUACACAGAGGAUGCAGAAAGUUACCAAAUCAAGCAAACCAACUCUCAGGAAGUUGCUCACCUUAUCAGGGAGCAGAAGAAAUUUAAACCCGAAGGAGGUUUACGAGGACAUAAAGAGAAAGAAUCGAGAGAUGCUCAAAGGCAUUCCCAGGUUUGGAAUAGAGUUGGCACCCCCAUUGUCUGACCAAGGAUGCGCCCUUCCUCUACAGGACAAUGAACAGCCUCCUCCAGAAUGCCUCAAUUGGGAGUCUUUACCAGACAGUCCCCCACAUCUUUUCUGUCCAUUAACUCCUCUGAACCAACAAGAGGAAGGCCGUGACGCUCUCACAGAUGCACAGUCUAGUUCUGCAAAUCAGGAGGUCUCUGAGCUGCCUGCGGCAGCACCAAAAGAUUGUAGCAUCACUCAAACAGUAACACAACCCACUAUGAAAACUGAGCCAAUCUCCAUUGAUGAGAAUGGACAUUUUUUAGAAAACGGCAGCACAAAGAAGAGGAGAAGCCACACAGUAAAAGAUGGUGACAUUAAUAACAAGGAUCCAAGUGGAAAAAGAAGAAGAAAAACAAAAUCAAAUGAGGACCAGGUUGAAAUGAAUCAGCUCUUGGCUGUGUCCCUGAAGGAGGAAGACCUGAACCAUUCUUUGCUUGAAUUAGAUAAAUGUCUGAUCCAGGCUCGCAGUGCCUUGCAAACAGCCUAUGCUGAAGUGCAAAGACUGUUGUUACUGAGACAGCAGGUUAUUGCUGAGGUCAACGAUCUUAGAUCUAAGCGGAUUGAGAUCCUGCAGGGGAUGCAAGAAAACUAUUCUGGGGCAUCAGAUGUGGAAAAUAAAGCCAUCAUCCCUUCAACAGGGGCUGCUGCUACAGUCCAGGCUACAUCAUUGUCAUCAUUACCCUCCGAAGAUCCGGGAUCAAACUUCAGCGAUCAUACACUAGUUACAGUCCAAUCAAGACCCUCGUCAUGUUCUUCCUCUAGUUCUUUGCCUUUUUCAGAGCCGGCAUCGAGCAUCAGCCAUCAUCAACAAGCUGCAGUUCAGUCAAGACCUUCAUGUUCUUCCUCUCCUGCUUUACCCUCUUCAGAUGUGGCAUCUGGUAACACCCAUCAUCAUCCAGCCUCCACUUCAUUGUCAGCCAUGACGCUUAAGUUCAAGAAAGACAUCUCAGAAAGUCUUGCACAGAAACAGGAAAUUAAAAAUGACCAAACUGUCUCCUGUAAUGCUGAUGCCUGUCAGAUGCCUGUGAACUCUUGUGUUCCUGUGUAUGUGUUGGAUACACCCACUACCUCGCCACAUUCUCCUGCUCCAAUUACUGGUGGUCCUCCAAGACAAGUCCAAGAAAACCUCAGCAACAUCCAAGUUAAAGGAAGAGAGGUGUCUGUAGACAAGCCUGUUUCCAGGUUUGUGCCUGGAAGUGACCAAAACGCUGGUAUAUCUUCUGUAUCAAUAAACGAUGGAGGGAAUGACUGUGAUGUUGAAAUUGUGGCUCCUUCUCAAUUGCCCAUCAUUAAUGUUGAGGAGGUGGAUAACAAGGAAUCAUCUGAGAAGUCUGACUCUGUGGAGGUCAGAUCUGCAACUGACAGAAAAAGUCAGCCACCAGCUGUGACAGUAAAAGAUGAAAACGUCUGUCAGGAGUCUAUUGUGGUGACCGAGGAUGUGGAACCAUUUUUGGGAGUCUUUGAGAAUCACAAGGGCCCUGUCUACGGCCUGCAGAUUCAUGAAGACCUGCUGUACACGUGCUCUGGAGACAACACUGUGCGAGCCUACAAUCUGGUGAGUGGGGAGCGUCAAGCAGUGUUUGAAGGUCACACAGAUAAAGUCAACUGCCUGUUGGUGUCAUGGCUGCCAAACAUGCCGGCACGCCUCUACACCGGAUCCAGUGAUCAGACUGUUCGCUGUUAUAGCACAAAGUCCAAGAAAUGUCUCGAGCAGAUCUCUCUACCGGACAGAGUGUUUUGUUUGCACUCAGCCUGGAACAUUUUGUAUGUCGGACUCGCCAACGGAUCAGUUGCCAGCUUUGACUUAAAGACUCUGAAGCAGCUGGAUAUGUUCGAGUGCCACGGGCUGCGCGGCGUGAGUUGCCUCGGUUCGGCGCAGGAAGGCGCUCGCCGAUUGCUGCUGGUCGGCUCCUACGACAGCACCAUAAGUGUGCGUGACGCCAAGAGCAGCCUGCUGCUCCGCUCCAUGGAGGGUCAUUCCAAAACUGUCCUCUGUAUGAAGGUGGUGAACGACCUCGUCUUCAGUGGCUCCAGCGACACGUCUGUUCAUGCCCACAACAUCCAUACUGGAGAAUUGUUGCGUAUCUACAAAGGUCAUUCUAAUUCCGUCACAUCAGUAAUGGUCCUGGGAAACGUGUUAGCGACAGCCUGUCUGGAUAAGAUGGUCCGAAUUUAUGAGCUCGAGACCCACGACCGCCUCCAGGUGUAUGGUGGCCAUAGUGAUAUGGUGAUGUGCAUGACCAUCCACAAAAGUGUGAUCUACACAGGUUGUUAUGAUGGCAGUAUCCAGGCAGUAAAGCUCAACUUGACGAAGAACUACCGCUGCUUGUGGCACGGUUGCUCGCUGAUCUUUGGUGUGGCAGCGCAUGUUGUGCAGCACUUAGUGGGUGACCACACCAACCCAAGUUUACACACGAUCAAAUGUCGCUGGAGAGAUUGCAGCACCUUUUUUGGGUCCCAACUUUCAGUCAGACAGGAGCUUCCUGAUCACAUGCAGAGCCACGUAGAAAAUGAAAGUGAGAUCCAACCUUAACGGAGGC
Thalassophryne amazonica is the source of this 4108-nucleotide messenger RNA. It is a transcript of the gene znf106b, whose product is annotated as zinc finger protein 106b. Gene Ontology annotation, cellular component: cytosol; membrane. Bases 118 to 4101 code for a protein of 1327 amino acids. The transcript has 21 exons. The record is from RefSeq and is a predicted model, not a curated record. Gene Ontology annotation, molecular function: SH3 domain binding; RNA binding. Lineage: Eukaryota; Metazoa; Chordata; Actinopteri; Batrachoidiformes; Batrachoididae.